GAAGAGAGAGAGAGAGAAGUUAGGAGGAUUCUGUAUCAUUCUCAACUCGGAUUGGGUCUCAGAAAGUAAACAAACGUGCAGAGAGAAAAAAAAGAGAGAAGAGAGAGUCCUCCUUGCCAAUAUAAUAUACAUUGACAACCUCUCUGUACUCUUGAGGGAAGCACAUGCUCCUCCUCUCCCUCUCUCCCUCCUUCCAGUUUUUAUUUUUUAUUUUCUGACCUCUUACUCCGUAAAAUCGCAUUAGUUUAUUUUAAUCUCCUAUCUUUCACAAUUCACAUGCCAUUUCUCUUUCUUCAUUGGUUAAUCUAUUCCCAAUGCUCUCAUUUUGAAGUUUAUUUACUCUCUUCUCCCAAAGACAACAGACGACGACGACUCUCUUCAGAUCUACUCACUGUUCAUUAUCCUUCCAUCAUCUGUUGAUUUUCCGGUGACCGAAACCAUAUAUAUAAAGUUUCUUGGUCAGAUCAAGAUUCUGGUUGAGUUAAAGAGUGCUUUUGUUUCUUGUAUGAAAGAGAAAUUUUGAUAAAUGGUCUGCGAAAUGGAGACUGAUCAGAUCGAAGAGAUGGACGUCGAAGUCUUAUCUUCCAUGUGGCCAGAAGAUGUCGGAAGCCAAGCAGACAACCAGUUCAACGUCGAGAAACCCGUAGGAGAUUCAGACACGUUGAAAGAAGUGGACAUCGCCGAGAAACGGACCAUGGCUGAUCUGAAACGUUUACCCGAACUAAUGAACACGACCGACCAAGGCUCCUCUCAACUCACCAACCUCGUGAGACAAUGGGAGUACAUGCAGGACCACGCCGUUAGGCUUUUGAGAGAAGAGCUCAAGAUCCUCACUAGGCAGAGAGAAGAAGCCGAGGCCAAAGAGCUGAAGAUCAUAGAGGAGCAUAACUUCGAGACCGAGGAGCCCGAGAACGUUCCGGUUUUGGAUGAGACGAGCCAUCUUUUCCGCAGGUUCAGGCAGAAGAAACGGGAUGAGCUGGUCGAUAGCAAGAGGGUUGUGAUCGAUGAGGAGUUUGACACGGUUGCGUAUUGGAAACAGAAGGCGUUGAGCUUGGAGAAGAUGCUUGAAGCGAGUACGGAGAGGGAGAGGAGACUGAUCGAGAAGCUGAACGAGAGUUUGAAGACUAUGGAGAGUCACUCCGCACCGGUGGAAGAGCUGACUCAGAAUCUUAACAGAGCUGAAGGGUUCUUGCAUUUCAUACUUCAGAAUGCACCUAUUGUUAUGGGUCAUCAGGAUAAAGAUUUGCGCUACUUGUUCAUCUACAACAAGUUCCCUAGUCUCCGUGAACAGGACAUUUUGGGGAAAACAGACGUGGAGAUAUUCCACGGAGGUGGAGUUAAAGAGUCCGAAGAUUUCAAAAGAGAGGUUCUUGAAAUGGGAAAAGCUUCAAAGAGAGAGAUAACAUUCGAGACUGAGCUAUUCGGUUCAAAGACGUUUUUGAUAUACGUCGAGCCUGUUUACAACAAAGCCCGCGAGAAAAUCGGUAUAAACUACAUGGGAAUGGAAGUAACCGAUCAGGUAAGGAAGAGAGAAAAGAUGGCCAAACUCAGAGAAGACAACGCGGUGAGAAAGGCAAUGGAGUCAGAACUGACCAAGACCAUCCACAUCACAGAGGAGACGAUGAGAGCUAAGCAAAUGCUGGCGACAAUGUCUCACGAGAUAAGAUCGCCGUUGUCAGGAGUGGUGGGAAUGGCUGAGAUACUUUCCACUACAAAGCUGGAUAAGGAGCAAAGACAGUUGUUGAAUGUCAUGAUCUCUUCUGGAGAUUUGGUGCUUCAGUUGAUAAACGAUAUUCUUGAUCUCUCCAAGGUUGAAUCAGGUGUGAUGAAACUAGAAGCUACAAAGUUUAGGCCAAGAGAAGUGGUGAAGCACGUGCUUCAGACAGCUGCUGCAUCGCUGAAGAAAGAUUUGACUUUAGAAGGAAACAUUGCAGAUGAAGUUCCUAUUUUGGUGGUUGGAGAUGUUCUAAGGAUUCGGCAGAUUCUCACCAACUUGAUAAGCAAUGCUAUCAAAUUCACACAUCAAGGCAAGGUUGGGAUCAAGCUCAAAGUGGUAUCAGAGCCAUCCUUUGCUACUGAUAAAGAACAAAACGAGACUUCGGUUUGGAUUUGCUGUGACGUUUAUGACACUGGAAUUGGCAUCCCAGAAAACGCUCUCCCUUGUUUGUUUAAGAAGUACAUGCAAGCAAGCGCUGAUCAUGCUCGCAAAUACGGUGGAACUGGUCUCGGUCUUGCCAUUUGUAAACAGUUGGUAGAGUUAAUGGGAGGUCAACUAACUGUGACAAGCCAGGUUAACUCCGGUUCAACGUUCACAUUCGUAUUACCUUACAAAGUUGCUACAUCAGAUGAUCAUUCGGAUGAUCAGGAUGAGUUCUCUGAUAUGGUUGAUCAUCAUCAACCUGAACCAGACGACACAACCGAAGGACACUUCCAGUUUAAACCGCUUCUAGGAUCUAUAUAUUCUAACGGCGGACCGGUUAUCAGCAGCAAUAGUUUCUUGCCUCAUAAAGCUAUGCUCACUACUACCCCUCUUAAGCUCAACAAUGGUUUCGUCGCCACUCCUUCUAACAACACUGGACAAAGCGAGACGGUUCAGGUUGAAAACGGUGGUUAUAUGGAUGAAUCAAGACAAAACUGUCCUGAGUCAGGUAAUCAAUAUGUCAAUGGGAAUGGUAGAUGUUCCUCCAAGGAAAGUGAAUCUUGCAGCAGUUCACAAGCUAGCUCAGAAGGUGGAGGAGUCCUAGAAAUGGAGUCAGAGCUUACAGUUUCGUCUCUUAGGGAAGAAGAAAAAACAGAGACGGAGCUUAAAGAGACAUCAAAGCAGCCAAAGAUCUUGCUUGUGGAAGAUAACAAAAUCAACAUCAUGGUUGCCAAGUCUAUGAUGAAGCAACUAGGCUAUACCAUGGAUAUUGCCAAUAAUGGAGUUGAAGCCAUAAACGCUGUUAAAGACACUAGCUACGACUUGGUACUCAUGGAUGUGUGCAUGCCAGUUAUGGAUGGUCUAAAAGCUACAAGACUGAUCCGUUCGUACGAAGAAUCUGGGAACUGGGAGGCAGCAAUAGAAGCAGGAGUAGAUAUAAAGACAUCAGAGAAUGACCAAGCUUUUGUGCGUUCCACUGACAGGUUGCCUAUAGUGGCAAUGACCGCAAAUACGUUAGCAGAGAGCUCGGAAGAAUGUUAUGUAAAUGGUAUGGACUCUUUUAUUUCGAAACCUGUAACGUUGCAAAAAUUGAAAGAGUGUCUACAACAGUAUCUGCAGUGA
Molecule: messenger RNA, 3262 nt
Organism: Raphanus sativus (radish)
Lineage: Eukaryota; Viridiplantae; Streptophyta; Magnoliopsida; Brassicales; Brassicaceae
Product: histidine kinase 5-like
Exons: 7
Coding region: 527-3262 (911 amino acids)
Biological process (GO): protein autophosphorylation; phosphorelay signal transduction system
Molecular function (GO): histidine phosphotransfer kinase activity; phosphorelay sensor kinase activity
Source: RefSeq, a predicted model, not a curated record